Molecule: messenger RNA, 1607 nt
Organism: Triticum urartu
Lineage: Eukaryota; Viridiplantae; Streptophyta; Magnoliopsida; Poales; Poaceae
Source: RefSeq, a predicted model, not a curated record
AUGAUCGAGAAGGGGAAGCGCGCAUCGUUCGCGAGCGCGUCGGCACGUUCUUGGGCCGGCCCACAUAGCCAGGCGCGCGGGCGCUGGUUUCCUCUACUGGCGCAUAAGGCGCCAGCGAGGAGCUCUCCGGCUAAACCUAGAUGCCACAUCCUAUCGCCGCCGCCACCGCCGCCGCCGCCGCCGCUGCAACCGCCACCUUCGAUUCGGCGGAAUUGGAGGGGAAGACACUUGGAUCUGUCUGCUGCAGGAGGAGUGGGGAGAAAUAAAAUGAAGGCGCGGCAGUUCCUGAAUGUGGUGAUGCAGAGGUAUGGCAGUGUCAGCUCGUAUGCGGUGAGUCGCAUCAAGCCCGAGGAGCACCUCUUCUACAGAUCCACCGCAGAAGCACGGGCAGCAGCAAAAUCUAAGUUUAAUAUGGAGUGGCCAUCAUCAGCCGUGGCGCCACCAUGGAUGGAGAGCAUCUCGCGGAUGCCUCCGCCCAGGCUCGGAUUCGAACGGUCCAUCUCAGACGACAAAAGACUGGAUUUUCUGCCCUUCUAUGAACGAAGCAUCGGUGGUGCUAGCAAGAUCCUCUGCGUGGACGCCGAGGGGCACACCGUCCUAUACGACAUGGACGCCGGCUCCCUCCAGCUAAUUCCCUGCCUCAACAGUCCUAAGGGGAGCAGGCCCAUCGGCUUCUCCGCCACUAAUGCCGAAGCCUCCGACCCCGAGCGUGCUGAUGCCUUCUACGUCAUGGGAAGGUACCGUGUCAGCCGCAGUCCCUGCAACUUCGAGGCACUCAUGUACAGCGACCCUUCCAAUGGCGGGAGGUUGAAAGGCUGGCAUUGGCACCGGCUACCGCCACCACCUGUCGCUGAUGACAAUUACAAUGUCAUUUGCCAUGCGCUGCUUGCCAUUGACGGCCACUCGAUUCUUGUUGUCUCCUCUGGAGAACAAAGCUACUGCUUCAACACGACCAGUCGCAAGUGGUUUAAGGCCGGCUCCUGGACACUGCCAUUCUUCGGUCGUGCUGUGCAUGUACCAGAGCUCGACAACCUCUUGUUUGGCAUUGACAAUGAUGAACACCACUUUUGUGCAAUGGAUAUCUCCCCUCUACGCUCGGACAGUGGCCCGCCUUUGGCGUACAGUUGGCCACACCUUGACGAACUGCCUGAGGACUGGAGGAUGCUAGACUGCAGCUUUGUGUACUUGGGAGCUGGCAAGUUUUGCAUUACCAAGGUCUUUGAGUUUGGUUUCAACAAACGCACUGGCAACCCGACUGACACAGGUGCUGUCAUGUCUGGCGUGGAGGUAGUGCGCCACAAGAAGUCUGGACUCGUUAUGGUCAACCAUAGGUCCAAAUUCUACAAGUUCAUCAUGGAUGACAUCCAGUGUGUCUUGUAAGGGUAACUCACUAGUGAAAGGGGAGCAAAUAAACUGGUAUGUCCUAGAGGAUUGGAACUGUGUGUCUUCCCCUUUCCAUUCCAUAUGUAUUUACUAUUUAGUACUGUAGUUACAACUUCAGCUAUGUUAGUUUUUGGGUAGUAGUGCUCAUUUCCUUUCAGUAUGUUGUAUCACUAUAUUUGCGCCGUUGCUGUAUACAUAGCUUCUUAGGUGAUUUUAUUUUAUUA